This is a messenger RNA of Panicum hallii, 1443 nucleotides long. Its product is annotated as leucine-rich repeat extensin-like protein 3. Gene Ontology annotation, biological process: defense response. Lineage: Eukaryota; Viridiplantae; Streptophyta; Magnoliopsida; Poales; Poaceae. The transcript has a single exon. The record is from RefSeq and is a predicted model, not a curated record. Bases 105 to 1094 code for a protein of 329 amino acids.
ACUUUCAUCAGUCGUCGCCCUUUCCUCGCCCACUCCAUCUGAACCAGUGCCAAAACCACGAGCCCUCACAAAACCAGAGCAGGCCGCUGCUACGCCGCCGCGCCAUGGCUUCGCCGUCGCCCUCCUCGCCCCUCCACCCGCACCAGCACCAGCAUCAGCACCCGCUUCCUCCGAAUGCUCACCCCCAAUUCCAAGCUCCGCCGCCUUCGAUGCCGCCGCCACCGCCACCGGCGCCGCCCAAGGCGCUCGACCUGGAGGUUACAGUCAUCUCCGGGAAGCACCUGAAGAACGUCAACUGGCGACGCGGCGACCUCCGUGCCUACGUCGUUGCCUACCUCGACCCCUCCCGCCGAGCCGCCACCCGCCCCGACGACGCCGGCGGGUGCAAGCCAGUCUGGAACGAGCGCCUCGUUCUCCCGCUCCCGCCCCACCUCUCCCCGCACGAUCCCUCCAUCCUCCUGUCCCUCGACGUCUUCCACUCCAAGCCCUCCGACUCCCCCAAGCCGCUCGUCGGAUCCGCCCGCUCGCCACUCCGCGACCUCCUCUUCCCCACAAACCCUAACCCUAGCCACGAUUCCGCGGCCUCCGCUCUCGUCAGCCUCCCGCUCCUCCGCCCUUCCGGGCGUCCACAGGGAAAGCUCCGCAUCCGCGUCGCCAUCCGCGAGCGCCAGCCGCCGCCUCCUCCUGAGCCGCAGUACCCGCCGCCUUCCAGCUCCCCAUACUACUUUCCACCGCCUCCCGCCUUCUCGGUCCCGCCGCAGUACGGAUCCGAGCAGUAUUACCGCCCCAGUGGGUACUACUCUGCACCACCACCUCCACCUCCACCUCAGUAUGAGUACACCGGGGGACCCUCCGCACCAGUGGACUACAGCAGGCAGUACGAGCAGAGAGGGAGGACCGGGGGCGGUGGGAGUGAGAGUGGAAGGUAUGGACUAGGCACUGGACUUGCGGUGGGUGCUGUGGCUGGAACCCUCGGGGGGCUAGCUAUCGAUGAAGGGGUGAAGUACAAGGAGGAGAAGGCUGCAGAGCGGGUGGAAGAGAAGGUGGUACCUGCUGGGAGGGAUGGUUACAAAGAGUAUCGUGACGACUAUUGAACGGGAGUUUGUGUGGGAGUGGAAUUGAGGAUGCACUGUGAGUUGGUUCUUCUUCCCUACCUGUGGGAAUAGUGUCACAGUGUUAGUUUACGAUUUGCUCCAUAUAUAUAUAUAUAUAUAUUUGUGCAUGUUGUGGAUCGUUUUGAUGCCUAUGAAGUAAAAUGUAUGACAUAUUUGGUUUGUGCCAUGAAGGUUUAAUGUUUUACUUUGAUGGUGUACUUGUGUCUUGUUUUUGGGUCUUAUCUUUUUCUGCAAUUGUACUAUCUGUUUUUCCUUGUAUCUGGUAUGUUGAAAUUGUUGUAUACAGUAUACUCAUCAAUAAUAAUUAUACUGCUCUGCUUUCCUUGUA